UACACCAUAUCGUAUUAGGAAUGAAAAUUUGCGUUUUCCCGAGUUUCACGACUCUACUCAGACUGCCUUACGUCAAGAGAAAGCCGUGUUUACCGUAAAAAUCGCGAUAAACUAAACCGCAGGUGUUACAAGAGUGAUACAAUCAGAGCUCUGAUAUUCAGAUUGUAGAAUUAUCGAACGUGGCCUACCAGUUAAUUAAAAGGAACUAACGACGCAUACGUUGAUCGUAUCCACACAAUAAGAGGACAAAAUUUUUCCUCCCAAUUAACGCCACAUACCUAAAGUAGAGCGAUAAGCUAAUACGAUAAAUACGCGGACAAGGUGAGUAGCCAGAUCCAAUCCGAAAAAGCAGGAUGAAAGCAGUAGCCGUGAUUUUUGGAGUUGCUGCUGCCAUUCUGGCUAGUGUCACUUCCUCUCCGACGAAGAGGGACACCGAGACAACGACCAAUGAGCAAGAAUUCGAGGCGUCGCACGUAGGCCUGAUCAUAUCUCCGAUACUGUCGACUACCGAAAUUCGAGAGAUCGAGGUCUACUGGAGCCACAGCUGUAUCCGGUCCGGAGAUACAAUUGCCGUCUACACGAAGGAGCCUUCGAUCAAUGCUACGCCAAUUUACAGCUUCCAGCCAACCGCUUCCAGCGGCAUUAGGCAGACCGGAAUCGAUGCCGAAUUCGUCCCAAGUUCAAAUCUGACGUUUGAGAGACAAUGCCUAGGAUACCACGUCGCUUGGCUGCGUGAUGAUUCGAUAAUGAAGACCAACUGCUUGGAGACUCGACCAAACUGGAUGGCCGACCGGCAGGAAGCAUUGGGCUCGAAGAGAUUCCGCGACCUUUUCCUACCGGGAACUCACAAUUCAGGCUCAUACUCAAUCGUGGAAGAACCAACUUCGGAAACUCUAGUGUCCAAAUACGUCAUCUGUCAGGAUGAGGAUAUCUUGGCCCAACUGAUAUACGGGGUUCGGUACCUUGACAUCAGGGUGGGAUAUUACAGCUCCUCGGAUCCGGUCUGGUGGGUUAACCACGGACUGUUCAAGGUGGUCGAGUUGCAAAGUGUGAUCGAUGACGUUAAAACUUUCCUCGACAAUACCAAGGAAAUAGUAAUAUUUGACGUGCAAGAAUUCCCUAUUGGUUUCGGUACCAACUUGACGAUACACGCAAAGCUGGUAGCUUAUCUCGAAGAACAAUUUGCCGACUACCUUUUGCCGAAGAGUUACGGAUGGUCGACCUCGCUCGAGACCAUUUGGGCUUCCGGAAAGCGGUUGAUUAUCGGCUACGAUGAGAGUAACGUCGUUCCUCUGUACGACUCAAUUUGGCCCUGUGUCACCCAACAGUGGGGCGAUGUCAGGACCAUAUCCGAUCUUUACACAUAUCUGAGCGGAAUCGAGUCGGUCGCGCUAAGCUCUAGUGCGGUAAACCCUAGAUCAGCCAUGGCGGAGUUAACUCCAAACACUUGGGACGUUUUGCUCGACCGACUUGGAGGACUGCGCCAAAUGGCGGAUGAUGUUAAUAUGAACGUGACGAAGUGGUUUCGUCACCUUGUGUGUGGCUAUGUAGGAUCUCACCCUAAAGUCUGCUGCGACGUGUCGACGAGUCAGUCAACACCGACGUCGACGGCAUUAGGAUUACGGGGAGAGUCCCUGCCCUUCAACAAGAAUACCGGCUGCGGAAAGAGUUUGAUUCGAAGCAACAUAGAGACUCUGGGAACGUUUCCUUUCGUAGCAAGAAUCGGCUUCAUAAACGUAGACAACGGACGGAUUAAAUACCCUUGCAGCGGGGUGAUCGUGAACGAAAGGACUGUUCUUACAACUGGUACUUGUGCUCUGGCUACAUCCAACAAUUAUAAACUUCAAACUGUGGUGUUGGGAGAAUUCGAUGAGGCCGAUAACCCGGAUUGUAAUUCGCUGUUUUGUGGGCUACCAACUCAAGAGUACAACAUAUCCUACGUCGUCAAGCAUCCGGACUUUAGAUCAGAUACUUUUGAAAAUAAUAUAGCAUUGAUCCGUCUUCAAACGACAAUUGACUAUACUGUCACUGUGCAGUCAAUUUGUCUUUUGGAAAGCGAAAACUACAAUUUGGUAGGCAAGUCGCCGGUUUUAGUCGGCUGGGGUAAAAUAUCAAGCCAGAAAGAAAAAUCAACUCAACAACAAUGGUUGGAAACAAAAAUUUUGCCAACACAAGACUGUGCAACGUUCAUGAAUCGUGGUUUUUCCGUCGAACUGUGUGCCGGAAGUGUGAAAGAACCAUGUUCCGGUUUCAGCGGAAGCCCCCUGGCACUGAAAUACGGGGACACUUACACUCUGGUUGGCAUCCUGUCAUACGGAUCGGAUUGCGAAAUUAAUUCAAAUUCACCGUCUGCAUAUGUAAGCGUUGCAAAAUAUGCCGACUGGGUUCUCACCAAUUCUUAAAUAUGUUAUAUACGUAUACAUUCGGAAUAAAAAAAAGGUAAUAUGAGCCUUCCUUAUAUCCUCGAUAGAAUUUUUUUUUACAAUCUCACGAAACAGUAAGAGAAAAACGUUACUAAUAAAAUACUGUAAAAUUAUAUCAAACUGGUUUUGACCCACGUCCCAUUUUGUUCUGUUAAAUAGCUUUGAAUUUCCGGUGUCAAAGUAUACCUGACACCGAAGCUACUUGGUAAUGUAGAUGAAUUUCAAUUAACACAAGUGGCUUAUGUGAUGAAAUCACUUUCGUAAAGUGCAUCCCGCACGUUGUCCAGCAAACGAUCAAGCUGAAUUCAAGUUUCAGUAUUCGAUUAACAGUCAAAUAAAUAA
Messenger RNA from Diprion similis, 2765 nucleotides. RefSeq lists its product as uncharacterized. The transcript is spliced from 13 exons. Bases 354 to 2402 code for a protein of 682 amino acids. Gene Ontology annotation, molecular function: phosphoric diester hydrolase activity; serine-type endopeptidase activity. Gene Ontology annotation, biological process: proteolysis; lipid metabolic process. The record is from RefSeq and is a predicted model, not a curated record. Lineage: Eukaryota; Metazoa; Arthropoda; Insecta; Hymenoptera; Diprionidae.